Stegodyphus dumicola is the source of this 2091-nucleotide messenger RNA. Its product is annotated as regulating synaptic membrane exocytosis protein 2-like. Gene Ontology annotation, biological process: intracellular protein transport; calcium ion-regulated exocytosis of neurotransmitter; regulation of membrane potential. Gene Ontology annotation, molecular function: small GTPase binding; transmembrane transporter binding. NCBI's taxonomy places the organism in Eukaryota, Metazoa, Arthropoda, Arachnida, Araneae, Eresidae. Gene Ontology annotation, cellular component: cytoskeleton of presynaptic active zone; presynaptic membrane. The record is from RefSeq and is a predicted model, not a curated record.
ACCCUCUAUCAGAUUAGUGCCGGAAGGAGAAUUUUCCAGCUUCAUGGAAGGGUUAGGACCUGGUCAGUUAGUUGGACGACAAGGAUUAGCUUCUCCUAGUUUAGGUGACAUUCAAUUAAGUUUAGGAGAUAGAAAAGGUAAUUUAGAAGUUGAAGUGAUACGAGCUAAAGCCUUACAACCAAAACAAGGAAAAGUUCCCCCAGCGCCUUAUGUUAAAGUGUACCUUGUUAAAGGCACAAAAUGUAUUGCUAAGAGAAAGACAUCAAUUGCAAGGAAGACGCUUGAUCCUCUAUAUCAGCAAACAUUAGUAUUUCACGAAGAUUACAGGAACUGUGUACUACAGGUCACUGUUUGGGGAGAUUACGGACGAAUAGAGAAAAAAGUGUUCAUGGGUGUAGCCCAAAUUAUGUUAGACGAAUUGGACCUUUCUAAUUAUGUGAUUGCUUGGUAUAAACUAUUUCACGAGUCAUCACUGAUUAACCUCUCAGCUGGCGUGCCACAAACUAUGGUAUCAGUGGAUAGCUUUGGCUGACUACAGCAUGCCUUAGCCUUUUCUACUGCAGAUCGGACAUUACAAAGUGCCACUUGUGCUGCCGGGUGAAUGACAGCCCAGCAGUUUACGAAUCCAUGAAGUCUUAUGCACAGAAGCCCGUACCGUCAUUUCCAGUGGGAAGAGUGCCUGAAAUGUUACGUCAAAUAUAUAAAUAUUCCUCAUCAUGACUUUCCUAUUCUCCAAAAACAAAUAUUCAUAUUUUAUAUUCUCUUCCACAGUGCAAACUCAUUGUGCACGUUUGCUGCGUAUGGUUUACUCAGGACUUCACUGAUGUAUAGGGGUCCACGGGAAUAAAAAUCAAAUUGACCCAUUUAAAAUCUCAUCAAACAAUGCCAAAGCUCCAAUUUCAAAAAUUUAUUGCCAAAAGAACAAAGUUGUGUCGCUAUCUCCAGCGUAGAAGGAUGGUCUUGUUCACUGCUUGAACAAUGCAUUUGGUAAUGUUGCCAACACAUUUCAGGCCAUUAUUUCUAACAGCAGUUUUGUGACUUAGUAUUAUCAAUCUAGAUAUGAAGAGAAAAUAAUUUUUCCUCUAUUUUCUUUUUCCCUUUUUUAUACACUCUCGUAAGUGAAAGAAAUAUGUGCUAGUUUAAAAUGAAAAUAGAAAUGGUAAAUAACAGUAGACAGUAAAAUGCACUAAUCUUUUUAAUAAAAUUUAAGAUAUUUGCAGAUAAGUGCAAAUUUUUUUUUUGAAGAGCUCGAUAUUUUUAUUGAAUGGAUAUCAAGGUCUACACAUCUAGGCACUGCAGACAACGAUCAUCCCAUAUAUGCUUAAAGAAAUGGCGUACACGUUAAUUUUAUGUAAUGGUGACUGCAUUAAUUUAAGUUAUGAAAGAACUGAAAUCUUUUGUAAUUAUUUUUGACAAACAUUAUAAAAAACGUAUAUAUCAUAUCUCAGGUCUUAAAGUUAGAUCUUAUAUCAUGUAAAUUUAGUUUCAACUUUGUAGCAAAUUACUUAGUGUGUAAAAAGAAUUUUUAAGAUUAUGAUUUAUCAUUUUCUCCAAAAAUGAAAAGAAAAAAAUUGUUUUUCUCGUACUGUAUGAAAUUUUCACGUAUACAUAAUUUUUAACAUCUUUGUUGUGUUUUAAAGAUUUACAUUUUGUAAGAGUGUCUGAUUCAAAGACUAAGGAAUCAUGCCUUGUAUAUGUUUGUAAUGAAACUCAGAAAUCUUGAGAAAGAUUUGGGGAGUUAAAAAAUCAAUAAAAACAGGAAAAAAACAGAAAAAAUUAAGAAAAACUGAUAAUUAACUGUGAAUAUAUCUGUACAAGCUCAUUGUAGCUACAGUAUCAUAUCAUGUUAACAUUUUUUUCAUUGAAUAUUAUUAUAUAUAAAGCGACUGCAGUUGUAACAUUUGUCGGUACAGCUUUUUUGGCUGUUGUCUUCAAGAAGUUUGUUAUACGCUUACAUUUUAAAAAAAGUAUGUUAUUGAUAAGUUUUGAUGAUUACAAUAAUUCUCUAUUAUAAUCAUCAUAUCAAUAAUGCAUGCUACUACAUCGAUUAUUACAAUUAUUCUACUAAACAUAAUUAAAUUUUCGUAUUCA